Messenger RNA from Oryza sativa Japonica Group (Japanese rice), 1770 nucleotides. Its product is annotated as protein PHLOEM UNLOADING MODULATOR. The record is from RefSeq and is a predicted model, not a curated record. Gene Ontology annotation, biological process: ceramide biosynthetic process. NCBI's taxonomy places the organism in Eukaryota, Viridiplantae, Streptophyta, Magnoliopsida, Poales, Poaceae. Gene Ontology annotation, molecular function: ceramide cholinephosphotransferase activity; sphingomyelin synthase activity. Gene Ontology annotation, cellular component: endoplasmic reticulum membrane; Golgi membrane; plasma membrane.
AUGAAUCCCAUGAUCGAGGAGCCUAGCCCCCCAACCCGGAAUUCCCGGCCAUGCCGAAGCCCAAGGCAAAGAGGCCCACGCCGCCACGGGCUCACCGGCGAUCCACCGCCGCGGGCGCGGGCGCGGGCGGGCUGGGCCUGGCGGCCGCGGCGUACGUGGGCGUGGACUACGCGCGCCGCCACCUGCCGCCGGCGUGGUGGCGGUGGCACGGCCGGCUGCAGCCGGCGCUCUGGGGGGCGCUGGCGCUGGCCGCCGCCGCGCGCGCGCCCUUCUACCGCCGGUGGGACGCCGAGCUCCGCGCCGCGCCGCGGUUCCUCGCCGCCAUGGCGCUCAUGCUCGCCGCGUUCCUCUGCGAGGCCGUCUCCGUCCGCUUCGUCUCCACCGUCCUCGGCCUCCAUUGGCACCGAUCUACAGCUCCUCUUCCCGACACUGGGCAGUGGCUGCUUCUAGCAUUGAAUGAGAAACUUCCGCAAAUUGUGGUUGAUCUCCUCAGAGCACCCAUCAUCAGUCUUCAUCACUAUCUGAUGUUGUUUAUCAUGCUGGGGUUUUCAGCUCUGUUUGACUGCAUCAAAGGCCCUGGACUUGGCAUAGCUGCAAGAUAUAUGUUCACAAUGGCAGUUGGACGUUCGCUGCGGACUGUAACAUUUCUUGCUACGAUUCUACCAUCCGCGAGGCCUUGGUGUGCUGAAGCUCGAUAUCAAAUACCUGAUCAUCCUCAUCCUUGGGCACAGAAAUACUAUGCUCCAUAUGCCUCUGAUCCAGAUGCGAUCCGUAGGGUCAUACAAGAGGAUAUGCCAUAUGCUUUCGUUAAAGAGUACCCUCGUGAGUAUAGACCUAAGUGGGGACAUAUGAGCUUCUUAGUAGACAUUUUGAGGCCAACUGUUGAAGAGGGGUCCUCAUGGUAUCAUUUUCUGAAGAAGGCAAGUGGUGGCUGCAGUGAUCUUAUGUAUAGUGGCCACAUGCUUGUUGCUGUCCUCACCGCUAUGGCAUGGACGGAAGCAUAUGGGGGAUGGAUCUCUGUUGUUAUAUGGUUUCUUGUCCUCCACAGCGCUCAGAGGGAGAUACGGGAGCGCCAUCAUUACAGUGUUGAUUGCAUCGUGGCAAUCUACGUCGGAAUCCUCUUGUGGAGGAUGACUGGUUUCAUUUGGUCUGCGAUAGACAACAGUCAUGCCAGAAGGCUUGCAAAGCUCGACAAGGUUCAGAACAGACUAUUUCAGGCUGCAAAAGAUUCAGACAUGGAUGAAAUAAGGGGUCUGCUGAACGAAGUUGAGCUGGCUGGCCAAGAGAGGAAGGGCUUCUCGCAGCGUGUCAUCUUGUCUUUCUCCUCUGCUAUGAUAGUUUUCACCCUCUCAUGUGUUCUCCUAGCAUUCACACUAACCAGCGAUGGAUGAUUUCUUCGCAGGCUUCAUACUUUCAGUUUCAUAUUGGCAGAUUGAGUUUUACUUUUACAUGAUCCCAGCUCUAGAUUUUUUUUGUAGUGUAGGUUGAGAGAUUACGUUGAUGCUACUUACCUAGUAGUUGAAUUAGCAGUGAAACUUGUUUCAGGGGUGCUCUCUCUUGGCACUAAAUUUUUGUUGAUAUCUGUAGCAAACAAAAUCUAGAUACUUGUGAGGAAAAUAAGGAUUAUCUCCUGUGUUACAGUUGUUGAGAAGCCCUUUGCUAAUGAGAUGAGAUGGUUAUGACGAUAAUGGUGGUGGAUGUGUUAGAGAAUUAGUGAUGGGAAACCAUGUGAACCAUUGAUGCAAUAAUGCAUUUUAAUUUGUUUUUUCA